CCCUACACUCUCCCUACGAGCUGCCAACAGUGUGAUACCGUGACUUACCGCACAAAUCUGCAAGAUCUUUACACCAAACCUUGUCGGGUCACGUUUACGGACACCCCAGCAAUUCCAUUAUUCGUGAUGGCAUCCUCGCCAAAGCAGACGCCACCACCGGCGACACCGGAAUUUCUCAAACUCUCCUAUCCGGCACCGCGUGUUCUUCUUGUGAGAAUGGACCGACCAAAGGACCUCAAUGCCAUGUCCACAGCGGCACAAUGGGAGAUGGACUCGGUAUGGAAGUGGUUCGAUCAAGAGCCAAAUCUCAGCGUUGCAGUCAUCACCGGGACAGGACGGGCGUUCUCGGCCGGGGCAGAUCUGAAGGAGUGGAGCGGCAGCAUGGCGGCCAACGCCGACCCGAGUAAACGUAUGGGCAACGCUCCCGCCUUCAAACCCCUGAGCCGGCGACUAGGAAAGAAGCCCGUCAUUGCGGCCGUCAACGGCCUCGCGAUGGGCGGCGGGUGCGAGUUCGUUGUCAAUUGCGACAUCGUCGUAGCUGCAGAGGAUGCAUAUUUCGGACUUCCGGAGGUCAAGAGAGGCAUCGCGGCUAUCGGCGGCGCUCUGCCGCGGCUCAUACGGACAAUCGGUCUCCAAAGAGCAAGUGAGUUUGCACUAACGGGGCGGAAUGUUUCGGCACAAGAGAUGGCAGAAUGGGGGGUUGUGAACAAGGUGGUGCCCAAGGAGAACGUUGUUGAUGAGGCGGUGCGUUAUGCGAAAAUGAUUGCAGCCAAUUCCCCAGACGCCAUCAUCUGCACCAGAGCAGGUUUGAGACAGAGCUGGGAGACGGCAUCGGUAGAGGGGGCGGUCGAGCGGACUUUGGAAAACGAGUUUGCGGAGCUGCAGAAGGGCGAGAACAUCAUCGAGGGUCUCAAGGCGUUUUUCGAGAAACGAGAACCCAAGUGGAAGGGCAGUCGACUGUAACAGUAUGAUUCCAAAAACAAGGUCACCAGCAUAAAGGUUAUCGGAUCCUAUAUUGGCAACCCAGACCACCCACUUCUAUGUCUAUCUUCAUGCUCUGCCCAACCCACACGCAGUCCUUCGUGGCGAACAAGCUGAUAGUCCUAGCAGGCCACCGGCCUUGGCGACUCAGUCGACGAAGCUCAUGUGAGUUGGCAUGACAUACGAAUGCUUCUA
Messenger RNA from Colletotrichum navitas, 1176 nucleotides. Its product is annotated as enoyl-CoA hydratase/isomerase. The record is from RefSeq and is a predicted model, not a curated record. Gene Ontology annotation, cellular component: mitochondrion. The coding region runs from base 127 to 963 and encodes 278 amino acids. Gene Ontology annotation, molecular function: enoyl-CoA hydratase activity. NCBI's taxonomy places the organism in Eukaryota, Fungi, Ascomycota, Sordariomycetes, Glomerellales, Glomerellaceae. Gene Ontology annotation, biological process: fatty acid beta-oxidation. The transcript has a single exon.